AUGGAUGACAGAGACAAUUAUAUCCGUGAUUUUCUGAAUGACUUUAUAAAAGAUAUAAAGAUAAACCAAUCCAAAUAUUUAUCAUGUGGAAAUGGGUCAAACAUAACAUGUGAUGACCAGUGGACAAAUAAUCACAUCUCAGGCCAGGGGUCAAUUGGAUCAGAUGUAUUCACAUAUGUCACCCCUGUGAUAUUUGCUGUAGGAAUAACCGGGAAUACAAUUUCCUUAUUAGUGUUUCUAACUAAAAACAUGAGGAAGUUAUCUGCAAGUGUAUAUCUUGCAGCACUAUCAACAGCUGAUCUCAUGGCAUUGAUAUUCUAUGUCCUCGUUGAGUGGAUUAGAAAAGGGAUACCAAUCGGUUCCGGACAGGUAACAGCUCCUUUUUUGGAAAGUAAUGGAGUAUGUCAGAUAAUUCUGUUCAUGUCGUAUUCUUUCCGUUUCCUUUCAGCUUGGCUUGUUGCAUGUUUCACAUUAGAACGAUAUGUCGGAGUUUGUCACCCGUUGAAACGCAAAGACGUCUGUAACCUCCGUUCCUCAAAAAGAAUAGUUGCCUUUGCAGUUAUAACCUCAUUUGUGAUAGCUUCAUUCCGACCAUGGCUAAGUGAAGUGCGAUAUGUUGGUCCAAAUGAUGUCCCAUCAUGCACCAGACGAUUGGAGCACACGUACCUGUCAUUUGUCUAUGACUGUAUUUUUGGAGUGUGUAUCACAUUUCUGCCAUUUCUAAUUAUAACAAUACUAAAUACAUUGAUCAUUCGGAAGUUAAUAAUUCGGAACAAAAGACACCGACAAGUCAAAAUUAUAACAGAGGAAAGUAUAAUUCGAUUAGAAUUUACCGUUAUUUUGAUAACUAUAUCAUUUUGUUUCAUCGCUUUCAACACGCCAUAUGCCAUUAUAUGGUUCAAACAUUUUCUACAGAUGAGUUCGAUGAGAAUGGAGGAUAGUGUAUUCGUACCAACAAAUCAAAACUUGUUGAAUUUUACAAAGACAAUAUUUUUUAUGAAUUAUUGCAUUAACUUUUUCCUGUACAGUAUUACAGGUGCAUACUUCCGGAAAGAACUCAAAAUGUUAUUUACAUAUAGAAGUAAAGUUUAUCAAAGUUAUCACAAAUGCUCCCUCCCUAACUCUACAGCAACAACUCCGCAAUCGUGGAUUCCUUAAAGUUCACAGUUUAAUAAAGGUGUACAAUUAGCUGUUUCAAUAAUUAAUAGCAUAUGGGGAAUACUUAUAUUUAGUUAUUUUAUCAUGUUGAUACCCAAAUAAUAUUAGAUUCGUUAAUGAUCAAUCAACUGAUUGUAACAAACUUCAUGUGAGUCACAUUCAAAAGGAUAACACACGAUUUUUGUUAACUGAAAGACUACCAGACAUUUAAAAGCAUAUCCUAGUCAUAAGAGCAACAAAAGCAAAAGCUUUUGCAAAAUACAGAGAAACGAACUAUUUUAUGACAACAGCCCCUUGACGUCGUACCGGACAUGUUGAGAAAAGCAAUGGUGGGUUUAACCUCCUUAUUAUAUGAAAACAUUACGAGACCGGAAUAUAGUGUAAAUAAGUACUUAGAACACUCAUAAUUCAGAAAUACUAAAAUAGAAAAAAAUAAAAAAAAUAAUAGUACAUUACGACAUGUAAACAUAGAAUAUAAACAAACACCUAAACAAAAAG
Mytilus trossulus (common blue mussel) is the source of this 1656-nucleotide messenger RNA. Its product is annotated as thyrotropin-releasing hormone receptor-like. Lineage: Eukaryota; Metazoa; Mollusca; Bivalvia; Mytilida; Mytilidae. Gene Ontology annotation, biological process: G protein-coupled receptor signaling pathway. Gene Ontology annotation, cellular component: plasma membrane. The coding region runs from base 1 to 1158 and encodes 385 amino acids. The record is from RefSeq and is a predicted model, not a curated record. Gene Ontology annotation, molecular function: G protein-coupled receptor activity. The transcript is spliced from 2 exons.